Messenger RNA from Plectropomus leopardus (leopard coralgrouper), 339 nucleotides. The record is from RefSeq and is a predicted model, not a curated record. NCBI's taxonomy places the organism in Eukaryota, Metazoa, Chordata, Actinopteri, Perciformes, Serranidae.
CACAUGUUCACAUGGUCCAGUCUGCUGCUUCCUCCAUCACACACUCUCAGUCACACACACACUCUCAGUCACACACACACUCUCACACACUCAGCAUGCCUCCGUUUGACAAAACCCAGCUGCAGAACAAACCGUUCAAACAGCGGAAGAGUUUCGCGACACGAAAACAGGAGGUGGCGGGAAUCAGGUCCAAAUUCCCCAACAAGAUCCCGGUGAUCAUUGAACGCUACGAGAGGGAAAAGUUUCUGCCUCCGCUCGAUAAAACAAAGUUCCUGGUGCCGCAUGAACUCACCAUGACGCAGUUUGUCACCAUCAUCAGGUAAACUGCAUCCUGCAAAA